UAGACCAGCAUGCCGUUGGUGAAGAGGAACAUCGAGCCCCGGCACCUCUGCCGCGGGGCGUUGCCUGACGGGGUGACCAGUGAGCUGGAGUGUGUGACCAACAGCACUCUGGCAGCCAUCAUCAAACAGCUGGGCAGCCUCAGUCGCCAUGCAGAAGACAUUUUCGGAGAGCUGUUCAACGAGGCCAACAGCUUCUACCUGAGGAUGAGCAGCCUGCAGGAGAGGGUGGACCAGCUGGCCGUGAAGGUGACGCAGCUCGACUCCACCGUGGAGGAGG
Notothenia coriiceps (black rockcod) is the source of this 277-nucleotide messenger RNA. Its product is annotated as wiskott-Aldrich syndrome protein family member 3-like. The record is from RefSeq and is a predicted model, not a curated record. Gene Ontology annotation, cellular component: lamellipodium; cytoskeleton; SCAR complex. The annotation marks the transcript as partial. Gene Ontology annotation, biological process: positive regulation of Arp2/3 complex-mediated actin nucleation; actin cytoskeleton organization. The transcript is spliced from 2 exons. Gene Ontology annotation, molecular function: protein kinase A regulatory subunit binding; Arp2/3 complex binding. Lineage: Eukaryota; Metazoa; Chordata; Actinopteri; Perciformes; Nototheniidae.